Messenger RNA from Durusdinium trenchii, 857 nucleotides. The record is from the annotation of a GenBank genome assembly. NCBI's taxonomy places the organism in Eukaryota, Dinophyceae, Suessiales, Symbiodiniaceae.
GGAGUAAGAACCCCUCACAGGUAAACCUGUUUGGGGAAAAAUAAACAAAAAAUAAACAAAAAAGAAACAGAAAAGAAACAAAAAAGAAACAAAAAAUUCACAAACAAGAAACAAAAAAGAAACAAAAAAUAAACAAACAAUAAACAAAAACAACACAGCUCGAAAUGGAGGGAAGGACGGUCUUUGACCGGGUUUUCUGUUUUGUAUUCAUUUUGUUUUUUAUCUUUUUAAUGAUUUCCAGUCUUUGAUGGGUCUUGAUCAUCAUAACUCUAAGCAGUCAUUGUUCAACGUGGCGGCGUCUAACCCAAGCCUCACUUCGCAUCGCAUUGCGUGCGGUCUCAUUCGUGGGAUACCAAAGCACGAUGUCGUCAUCUACACAUCGAAGCAGGAAAUGCUGGAGCUCAUCUCCCGCAAGUACCCGCUUCUUGAUUUGGAUGACGGCGGCUGGGCCCACAAUGAGCGUGCGAAGGGACUCAAGAAAAGCGGGAAGAAGCUUGAUCGUACGAACCACAGCCGCAAAAUCGACAGGAAGAAGAAUAAACGCACUCAUAAGGGUGGCGGAGGCGGCCGCAAUGUCAAGAUGACGGCUGACAACUACGAACGCUUCGAGCAGGUCGUUCAAGACCUAAAGCUCCCUGUUGAUCGCAUCAACAAGCUUUGGGCAAAGCUGAUGCAGCUUGAAGUUGAGCGUCAGCAUGCUCUUGCUACCGGUGCCACCAUCCAAGAAGCAAAUGACCGCAUUGAAGCGGUUUUGGCUGCCUUGGAGAAGCGUGUCGACGAGGAGCGCUCUAAGGGCAAUCUGCGCUCGACAUUGGGCGCGCGUUUGCAACGUCGACGAUGGGCGGACAUCAUGGACG